AUGGCGGCGCCUCCGCCGCCCGCCGCGCCGGGCCCGGGGCCUCCCUCAGCGGCGGCGGCGGGGCCGGCGGCGGCGGCGGGGCCCGCGGCCGGGCCGGGGCCGCCCCCGGGGGCCGCGCAGGGCCCCGCGCUGCCCGCGCAGGCGGCGGCCGUGCAGGCGCAGGACUUCGAGCCCGUGCAGCGCUUCCGGCUGCUGCUGCCGCAGCUGAAGGAGAGCCUGCAGACCCUGAUGAAGGUGGCGGCUCAGAACCUGGUGCAGAACUCCAACAUCGACAACGGGCAGAAGAGCGCUGACGGGGCCCUGCAGCGCUUUGACAAGAGCCUGGAGGAGUUCUACGCCCUGUGCGAUCAGCUGGAGCUGUGCCUGCGCCUGGCCCACGAGUGCCUCUCGCAGAGCUUCGACAGCGCCAAGCACGCCCCGGCGCUGGUGCCGGCGGCGCCCAAGGGCGAGGGCGGCGCGGGCGGCGGCGAGAGCCUGCCCUACACCCAGUACCUGCCCCUGAUCAAGGCGCAGAUCGCCGGCGCCAAGGACAUCCACAACGCCCUGCUGGAGGGCACCAACAAGAUCACGGGCAGGCUGCCCCCGCCGGGGGGGCCCUGACGGCAUCGGGGGGUCUGAUGGGGUUUAGGGGAGAUCUGAUGGGGUUUGGGGGGGUCUGGCAGGGUUUGGGGGGAGUCUGAUGGUGCUUAGGGGGGUCCUGAUGGAAUCUGGGGGAGUUUGGGGGGGGCUCUGAUGGCAUUUGGAGAGUCCUGAUGGAGUUUUGGGGACUCCUGAUGGAAUUUAGGGGGGGUCCUGAUGGAAUUUAGGGGAUUCCUGAUUAAGUUUGGGGGCUCCUGAUGAAGUUUGGGGGUUCCUGAUGGAGUUUUGGGGGUUCCUGAUGGAAUUUGGGGAGCCGAGAUCCCCCGAGCAGCGCUGGGGGUCGGGGUUGGGCAGGUCUUGGGGGGCUCUGGGGGAUUUGGGGGAACCCCACCUGCCCCACCCCGUGCGAAGGGGAUAGUGCGGGAGGGGAGCGGGGCUGCUGCGUUUUGGGGUGAAACACUGGAAGUUUGGGGUGAAACAUUGGAAUUUUGGUAAAUAAACCCGCGUUUUGUGACAGCG
Messenger RNA from Lonchura striata (white-rumped munia), 1098 nucleotides. RefSeq names its product mediator complex subunit 29 (gene MED29). Gene Ontology annotation, molecular function: transcription factor binding; transcription coregulator activity. Gene Ontology annotation, biological process: regulation of transcription by RNA polymerase II. Gene Ontology annotation, cellular component: mediator complex. The record is from RefSeq and is a predicted model, not a curated record. NCBI's taxonomy places the organism in Eukaryota, Metazoa, Chordata, Aves, Passeriformes, Estrildidae.